Molecule: messenger RNA, 1729 nt
Organism: Scheffersomyces coipomensis
Lineage: Eukaryota; Fungi; Ascomycota; Pichiomycetes; Serinales; Debaryomycetaceae
Gene: CUE5
Product: ubiquitin-binding protein
Exons: 1
Coding region: 281-1486 (401 amino acids)
Biological process (GO): ubiquitin-dependent protein catabolic process
Cellular component (GO): cytoplasm
Molecular function (GO): ubiquitin binding; ubiquitin conjugating enzyme binding
Source: RefSeq, a predicted model, not a curated record
AGAAAAGAAAGAGAAGGGGUAAAACUAAUAUAAAAAAUUUUAAUUGUAAAAAUUGUUUUUAUACCAUUUGAUGGCAGAGGAUAUAAAUUACGCACAAUGUAAGUAAAUUAUAUACUUAGACCACAAAACACUCAUAGUAAAUUGUGGAGGGAGGAGGAGGAGGAGGAGCAGUGAGUGAAUGAUAGUUUAAAAAAAGAUCAUAAGUUGUCAAAACAGUAAGAAUAUAGAUAACGUUUAAAUCUUAAUUCAAGAUUCAAUUAAUCAAAGAAUAGUAGUCUAAAUGUCGAAGCCAACAGAAGGAUUGAAAGUGAUUUCAGCUGAACCAAUUGAGAAUAUUGAUGAAUUAACUACCAGUAAAUCAGAAACCACCGCCACCAACACCACCAUUACUGCUGCAGAUGCAACUGAAGAAGUACCACUUGAUGAAGUACCAAUCACCAAAGAAGAAGAAGUGAAAGAAGAAUCUAAAAAGAUAUCAUCAUCAUCAAAAGUUGAAGAACCUACUGAAUCAGCAGCUCCACCACAACCUCCUAGACCAGUUGAUCCAAUCACUCAAAUCACCAAUGAAUUAAAAGAUGCGUUCCCAAAUAUUGAAGAUAAAUUCAUUACUGCAGUAUUAAUUGCAUCUCAAGGUCAAUUAGAUCCUGCUUUUAAUGCAUUAUUAUAUAUUUCAGAUCCAAGUUUCAAACCUGAAAUUCCAAUUCCUCAAACUCAUACGGUUGCUCCACCUGUACCUGCCAAAUCAGUUUCAGCAUCAAAUCCUCAUGCAUUAAGUGAAGAUGAGAUAUUAGCUAGAAGAUUACAAAAGGAAUUUGAAAAUGAAGAAGCAAGAAGAAGAAGACGUCAUGAAAGAAGAAAGAAAUUACAACAACAACAAGGUGGAGGAGGUAUGCAUGGUAAUGGAGAAUUUGAUGAUAAUAGUCCUGAUGAAUUUGAACAAAUUAAAGAAACUUUUAAUCAAGGUUUAGAAGAUGCAAGAUCAACAUUAAAUGGAUGGGUUAGUAAUUUAACUAAGAGAUUUGAUGCUAAUGAUAAUGAAAAGCAACAAUUCCAACAAAGACAAGGCGGAGGUGGUCAACAAUCACAACAAAGUCAAGCAGCUCAAGGUGGUCAACCUAAAUUAUUUGGAGCUUUAGGUGGUUCAUCAUUUAAUAGAAGACAACAUACUAAUUUUGAUGAAGAUCCUGAGAUUUUAUCAAGUGAUUUCCAUCAUCGUAUAAGUUUGAAUGAUAAUGAUGAUGAUGAUGAUGAUGAUGAUGAAUCUGCUCCACCACCACCAACGAGACCUGGAGCCAAUGCUGCUAAACCAUUACCAAAACAACCAUCUGAUGUUAAAAUAGCCACUACCACUACUGGUGCUGUUGGAGGAGCUACUGAUGCUGAAGUGACUGAUAAGAAAUGGCAACCAUUAGAAGCGGAUGUUCCUGCAAAUUCAGAUGCAUUUUUAGUCGAUAGUGAAGAAGAAGAUGUUGAUGCUAAGAAGUAGGGUACCUUAAAAUUGUUAUUUUAAUCAUACAUAAUAAUAAUAAUAAUAAUAAUUCUUCUCUCUCUCUCUUUCGGUAUUUUUAUUGAGUUUAUAUAUAUAUAUAUUAAUUUAUUCACACCUACGAUUCAAAAACGAUAUUUGUAAAAAAGGUUUACGUAUAUUAAAAAGCAUUAAUUAUCUAAAUAAAGAAUAAAACACUUGACCUUAUUAGCAAAAAGAAAAAAAAAAGCCAAAAAAAAAAAA